Molecule: messenger RNA, 2502 nt
Organism: Aethina tumida (small hive beetle)
Lineage: Eukaryota; Metazoa; Arthropoda; Insecta; Coleoptera; Nitidulidae
Product: coiled-coil domain-containing protein 170
Exons: 10
Coding region: 76-2352 (758 amino acids)
Source: RefSeq, a predicted model, not a curated record
AAGUGACUGUACACAAAAAUCACCUCCUUGUAAAUUUUUUUUUUGCAGAGGUGUGAGAUGAUGUGAUAGUGUGCGAUGGCAGCCCCAUCGGAAUCUGCAGCAUCCGGCAACACCGAAGAGGACUGGCAAAUCUACGAGGUUCUGUGCAAAGACACUGAAGUCAAGAUGGAAGAACCUGACGUGGACGUAACAACCGCCCUUAGAAGCGAACUAGCAGCCCUCCAGUACAAGAGAGACCGUCUCUCGUCCGAUCUGGAAGAGAUGAGGAGCCAACUCAGAUCCAGAGAGCAAAGAUGCCUGGACUUGCAGGUGGAGGCGGACCAAUUGCGAGAACAAUCCGCUCGACAAAACUCCAUCAUAUCGUCCUUAAAGAAACGCAUACACGAACUGGAACAAAGAGAAAGAGAUCUGAUUGGUGCACAGGGUCGUAACGAAAUAGCCCUUCAAAACGCCCACAGGGAUGCCAGGUAUCAAGAGGAGAAGGCGAAGGAACUUGAGGUCAAAGUUAGGAACUUGGAACUGGAUCUUAAUGCUCAGGAGCAGAAGAAGGAGUCGGCCCGGUUGCAACUGCAGGACUUCGUCAGAAGACUUUCAGUUGCUUUGGGAUCCGACAUUAUUGAUACCUCGCACGUGUCGCCCGAAACAUUGGUUCACAAAGCGACCGAAUUGGUUCAAGAAACAUCCCGACUACGUAAUCGCACCCACAACAUCAGCGACACGCUCGGCACCACUGAGAUGGAGCUACGCAGCUGCAGGGAGAACCUGGACCGCGCCAUGGCCGACAAGGAGUGCCUCCAGAGGCAGUCGGCCGCCCAGAUAUUGGAAAUCGACCGGCUGCGACAGGAGAAGGACUCCGUCGAGAUGCAGCAUCGCGUAAUGGAGCGUGAGCUGAACGAAAUCAAGGAGAAACUAGCCGUUUCGAACAGGAGCCUGGGAUCGGCCAGCGGCAAUAUUGCGCAGCAGGAGUCCACCAUUUGCCAAAUAAGAGAGGAGCUGAAACUGCGCGAGGACAAGUUACAGAGGCUUCAGGCCGAACAUCGACAUUCUCUCGAAUCUAUCGCCAUCCUACUUAGCACCCCUUCCAGAUUUGUCGAGUCCAUCGAAACUGCCAUUAAAGAUAGAAUACACGAACUAGUAACCGAUAACAAAGACAAACAUGCGCAAGUGGAGUCGCUGCGAGAGAAGCUGAGCCACGAGAGCACUCAAUUGUCUCGACAGAUUUCCCUGUACGAACAGGCGAAUACCCGCAUCCGUGCACUGGAGGAUGAGAAGAACCACUUGGAAAGUCGACUGCACAAAGCGGACACGGAGAUUAAUGCCUGCGAAAUGUCCAGGGAGGGACUCAAACGGGACAAAUCCACCUUUAUGAACUUUUUGGAGCGUUUGGCGCGGGCGUUGAACAUGGACGAAAUUUCCCAUGACAUCGGGGUGGAUUUGCACACCGAAUCCUUGCUGCUACGAGCCGAACAGCUGGCCAGAUUGGAAAGUGACAAACUGGUGGAUAAGCUGCUUUGUUGUGGAUACGGAACGUUGCCGAGACUUAUAAGACGUGAAAGAUCUUUUCACGACAUACCGUUACGUGAUACUGCCUUGGUUUAUCAGCUUCAAAGACGUGUCAGAAAUCUACGUGAACAAGUCCAAAGAAAAGAUUUGCAUUUGGAUUUACUUAGAAGGAAAUUGUCUCUUCAAGAGGAUAACACCAAAACUAAGUGUCUUUUGCAAAAUGAAAGGGACGAAGCUAAUUUGCGCGUUAAAAAGCUUGUCAAACAAGUGGAUAGACUCCAGCUUCAACUAACAGAAGCCAAGUCUCAACUCAGAGACGUGAACAGCCAACUAGCUGAAGCUGCAGACUAUAAAAUAACCGCCCUAGAACGAGGAAGAAAAGUGGAGGAGCUACAGAAACGCCUCAUCGAAUCAGAAACCCUUAGAACCAAGUACAACAGAAAAGUGACAAUUCUAAAAGACCAAGUCAGAGCAACGGGCGAAACGAUCGAACAAGAACGCAACAUCAACGAACACUCCGUCCAGCUACUCAGAGACGAACUGGCUAGAGUCAAAGACUCGUUAUCCGAAGUGCAGCGACGGGAAGCCCAGUUGCAGAGCUUCAAGCACUCGGUGGCCAAAAUACUGGGUGUCGUUCUGCCGAUGCCGGACUACGAGUUGGUGUCGAGGUUGCAGAAAUUGGUGGACGCACAUCACGAUUUCACUUUGGUGUCGCGUCGGUACGACGAUCCCGUUUUGAGAUUGGCCACCAGAAGUCCGACGGCCGGGAGUAGGUGCACCAGAACUCCAGAUCGGUCCAGAUACGACGAUUCCGGUUACACUGAUGCUGCCGAUUUGGAUGACAUUUAAUGUGUUCAAUUGUCUUCGUAAGUUUAAGGACUACACUUUUUUUGAAUCAUGAUAUAUAUUCAAUUUUUUAUUAAUGCGCACGUUGUGUAUGUUCUAGAUGUUGUUAUUUGUUAUGUAGUGUUAAUGAAUAAAUAAAAACUUACAAAUUUA